Gilbertella persicaria is the source of this 569-nucleotide messenger RNA. RefSeq lists its product as uncharacterized. The transcript is spliced from 2 exons. The record is from RefSeq and is a predicted model, not a curated record. Bases 105 to 464 code for a protein of 119 amino acids. Lineage: Eukaryota; Fungi; Mucoromycota; Mucoromycetes; Mucorales; Choanephoraceae.
AUCAUGAGGUUGUCUAAAACAAACAACAAUAAAUUCUGUUUUUUUCUUAUUUCCUUGUGUUUCUUCUUCUUUUUCAUUCUCUUUUCUUUUCUGUAUGAGCCACAAUGUUACAAUCAAAUAACAACUUGAAUAACAUGAUGUACAAUGGAGCUAUGGCUUCAGACUGGUCUGAAGAACCACCACAACAACAACGUCCAGAGAAAAUCACACAUCCAGAAUGGGGUGUCAUGAAAGAACAGGACUUUCGGCCACUUACCUUAAAGCACCAAAGGGAUCUUGAAAACUUGCAUCAAGCAGGUAAUUUCAUCAAGGAUUUUUACUUUUGGCAAGCUAAUUUGGGUGGAUACUGUAUGGCUGAUAUGAUACAAAAUGUCGUGAUUUCCUCAGAGGGUGCGUUUGUGUUAGUAAGGAAAAUCGUUGAUGGUGCACCACAUCCUGGCAGAAGAAAGAAGAAGAAGGUUUAACUGUCAAAAGCUGUGGUGGAUCUGGUAUUCAUUUCGAGCAUGUAAAAUAAUUAUGUUAAUAAAAACACUGUAUUGCUUUCAUCAAGCAUUUUCUUUUUCAAAAAA